UUUGGUUAUUAUACUGUAGUGGUUGGUUUUUUGCUAUCCUUUACUUUAUGCAAUUCAAUCAGAAACUUUCCUUGUUUCUGCUAUUAGAUUGGAAAGAUUGUAAGGAAGCUUCGAAGAACAUUACUUGGAAAGAAAGCGAUUAUAUUUUGUUCCCGAUGAGCGAUAGUGACUCAUUGUAUAGUCCUAAUACUCCUUUGACUGGUUCGCACUGGACACUUUUGGCUUUUAUUCCUAGCAAAAAGCACUUCAUGGAAUAUGAUUCAUUACAUAAGGCACCUUCCAAAAAUGCCAAAGCUUUCGCGGAUAAACUGUUAACGCUAUUAGACCUGGAUUCUAAUACUUGUACAUAUUCUGUGGAAACCGUUCCAACACAAACCAAUAAUUAUGACUGUGGUAUUUACGUUUUACAAAUCAUGGUAAGGCACAAACUUUUCAGUUGAAAACUUAUUUCGAAGACCUCAUUGUCUCUCAGGAACUCUUCGUACAAUUCUCUGGUCCUCCAUCUACUUCGUGUUUGUAUCGAAGCCUAAGUUCUAACCAACUCCUUGAAAAAAGAAAAGAAAUCAAGCAACUCAUUU
Messenger RNA from Galdieria sulphuraria, 578 nucleotides. Its product is annotated as sentrin-specific protease. Gene Ontology annotation, biological process: proteolysis. Bases 48 to 440 code for a protein of 130 amino acids. Gene Ontology annotation, molecular function: deNEDDylase activity; cysteine-type peptidase activity. The record is from RefSeq and is a predicted model, not a curated record. The transcript has 2 exons. NCBI's taxonomy places the organism in Eukaryota, Rhodophyta, Bangiophyceae, Galdieriales, Galdieriaceae.